Molecule: messenger RNA, 2302 nt
Organism: Alnus glutinosa
Lineage: Eukaryota; Viridiplantae; Streptophyta; Magnoliopsida; Fagales; Betulaceae
Product: calcium-dependent protein kinase 28-like
Exons: 12
Coding region: 276-1961 (561 amino acids)
Biological process (GO): intracellular signal transduction; protein autophosphorylation; peptidyl-serine phosphorylation
Cellular component (GO): nucleus; cytoplasm
Molecular function (GO): calcium/calmodulin-dependent protein kinase activity; ATP binding; calcium-dependent protein serine/threonine kinase activity
Source: RefSeq, a predicted model, not a curated record
CUGUUCACAUUCUCUCUCUCUCUCUCUCUGUCUGUCCACCUGUCUGUCUGCCUUUACAUUCUUCGAAAGUCCCUCUUUUUGACCACCCUCUCUUUCUUCCCUUCUUCCUCCUAUCUGCUCCAACCUUUCCUAUCUGUAAUCCCCUCAUUCACUCUUUAUAUCUCUCUGUGCUAAUAAAUGAUUGCCAGUAUAUAUUCAAGUCCUUGGCCAUGGUUUUGAUCGGUCAAAACCUCUAAAAACCUCUGUUUCUCUUUCUCUAUAUCUGUUUUCCAAUCAUGGGUGCUUGCAUUUCUACCAACAGAGUCUGGGGCUCUAACAGCACCAACAACAACAACAACAACAACACGGUCAAUCACAACCGUAAAGAGACCACCAAACCACAAACGAAAAUAAUCGCAGCGAAGAAACAAGAGGCUUCCACCGAUCAGCAGCAGAGCAAGGCGAACGAUAAGAAGUCGCAUCAGCUGAGGCCCAAGGACAAGCCCGCUACGCGGCGGCAGUGCGGGGCGAUCCCCUGUGGGAAGCGCACGGACUUCGGGUACGCCAAGGAUUUUACCAGUCGCUACACGAUUGGGAAGCUGUUGGGGCACGGCCAGUUCGGGUACACCUACGUUGCCACCGAAAAGGCGAGUGGGGAUCGAGUCGCGGUGAAGAGGAUCGAGAAGAAUAAGAUGGUUCUUCCUAUUGCCGUUGAGGAUGUGAAGCGAGAGGUCAAGAUUUUGGAAGCCCUUACAGGCCAUGAGAAUGUGGUUCAGUUUUACAAUGCGUUUGAGGAUGAUUCUUAUGUGUAUAUAGUAAUGGAGUUAUGUGAGGGCGGUGAAUUGCUGGACCGGAUAUUGGCCAAGAAGGACAGCCGUUAUACUGAGAAGGAUGCAGCAGUAGUUGUACGGCAGAUGCUCAAAGUUGCAGCUAAGUGUCAUUUACAUGGGUUGGUACACCGAGACAUGAAACCAGAGAAUUUUCUUUUUAAGUCGUCUAGAGAGGAUUCACCUCUGAAGGCCACAGAUUUUGGGUUGUCAGAUUUCAUUAAUCCAGGAAAGAAGUUUCAUGAUAUUGUUGGCAGUGCUUACUAUGUUGCUCCUGAAGUAUUGAGACGCAAGUCAGGACCUGAAUCAGAUGUCUGGAGUAUUGGUGUGAUUACCUACAUUUUGCUCUGUGGGAGGCGCCCUUUCUGGGAUAAGACUGAAGAUGGUAUAUUUAAGGAGGUCUUAAAAAACAAGCCUGAUUUUCGCCGCAAACCGUGGCAAACCAUAAGCAACAGUGGUAAAGAUUUUGUGAAGAAGUUACUUGUGAAGGAUCCUCGGGCAAGACUAACUGCUGCUCAGGCCCUGUCACAUCCCUGGGUAAGAGAAGGGGGAAAUGCAUCAGAGAUCCCUAUCGAUAUAUCUGUUCUGAGUAACAUGCGACAAUUUGUGAGAUACGGUCGUUUGAAACAGUUCGCUCUGAGGGCAUUGGCUAGCACUCUUGACGAAGCAGAGCUUUCUGAUCUUAAAGAUCAAUUUGAUGCUAUUGACGUGGAUAAAAAUGGUUCUAUUAGUCUAGAAGAAAUGAGACAGGCCCUUGCUAAAGAUCUCCCUUGGCAAUUGAAAGAAUCAGGUGUCUCAGAGAUUCUGGAAGCGAUUGAUAGCAACACAGAUGGCCUUGUUGAUUUCACUGAGUUUGUAGCAGCCACUCUACAUGUGCAUCAAAUGGAGGAGCAUGACUCUGAGAAGUGGCAGAAGCGGUCACAAGCUGCUUUUGAGAAAUUUGACAUAGAUAAAGAUGGGUUUAUUACUCCAGAUGAACUGAGACUGCACACGGGCUUGAGAGGCUCCGUUAUUGAUCCACUUCUUGACGAGGCUGACAUUGACAAAGAUGGGAAAAUAAGUCUAUCCGAAUUCCGUAGACUUUUAAGAACUGCAAGCAUUAGUUCACGGAAUGUGACUAGCCCGCCUUGUCGUCGGAGUUCGCGGAAGAUAUAGAGAAGUGAGAGAGAGGCCAAGAGAGGUGGAGUUUCUUUCCUCAGGUUUCAUUUACUUAAGUUUAUACUUCAAAUCCAAGAAAUGCCCUUGUCUACUUCCAAAUCACCAUUCUGUGGAUCUCCUUAAACUCGAGUUUUAAUGGUAGGAUUGUGGAUAGGAUUGUGAAUACGUUAAACCCAGAGGUUUUUGAUAUAGAUUUGGUUUGGAUCAGCAUGAAGGAUGGUUCCAGGUAUGAUGGUCAUACUAGUUUACAUCCUUUCGGAGUAUUCGUGAUAUCCUGGUCAUGCCCUACAAAUUGUAAUGUGUGACUAUGUGAAUGGAAAAUACUGGAUUAGAAUUCA